Hirsutella rhossiliensis is the source of this 1017-nucleotide messenger RNA. RefSeq names its product very large low complexity protein. The record is from RefSeq and is a predicted model, not a curated record. The transcript is spliced from 3 exons. Lineage: Eukaryota; Fungi; Ascomycota; Sordariomycetes; Hypocreales; Ophiocordycipitaceae. Bases 1 to 1017 code for a protein of 338 amino acids.
AUGGAGACUCUUGAUCUCGUCUUUAACCACCUAGUCUUGCCGCCCGAGCUGCCUAACCACCGGGAUCUUGAUGCCGAAGCCGUAGGAUCAGCCAUUCUAGCUCGUCUACAGGAAGCCUGCCGAGUCUUGAGCAACGGCUCUGGCGAUGGCUGGUGCGCUAUCCAACGCUGUCUUGGCAACUGCAAGGGCAUUGCGGAAGCGCAUUUCGAUGCCCAGCACUUGUUGCAGGAUUGGGUCGAUUUUCGGCCCAGCGAUAUUUAUUUGCUACGCAUAUUGGAGCAGAAUGCCGCCCUUUUGAUGCGCCGCCACAUUCAAUCCGGGAAGCACUUCGUCAUCUUCGAAGUUUUCGAAACAUCAGCUACAGCGAAGAAAGUGCUUGAGUCCGACAACGCCCUCGAGUGGGAUUUCCCCGGCCGCGCCGCUCAAAUACCCCUAGACGUGUUCCAGCAGCCUUCUUUCCAGGACAAUCUCUCCCGGUUUCUGGAACAAGCUGCUCAAGAACCGCUACAUCGCUUCGCCGCGCGCGCCAAAAAGGCCGGAGCAGCUCCUGUCGAGACCAGAGACACCACCGGCCCAGGUCUCUUGACUCAGUUCCUCAUGCCCCUGCUUGAAGCCACUGGACAUUCAGUCGACACUCUCAAAAUACGAAAGCGCGUUAGAGACGAUGUGAACAUCCACAACGGCGAAUCUCCCUGGAGGAGGGACCCAUCUUGGCCGACCUUGCGUGUUGCUGUCCAACGACAACUUUGCCUCAGCUUAGGCAGCGAGGAAGGUCGAGCGUCUUACAAGUUUCUGAUUUGUGCCGUGCUCGCUCAGCUGCUGAAGGACUGCGCCGGGAGGCUUUCCCCGGAUAUGACGCUUGUUCUGAGAGCCAAGCUGUGUCGCCGCUUAGCCAAGCUUGAGCAGGAAAAGUCUAAAGCUUCCAAGGCCGCUCGUGGUGUAUUCCAAGCACUGUUUGAUACCGUCGGGGCGCAAUACUACGAUGCGCCGGAUCCCUCUGCUUCCAUAUCGCGCUAA